Chanos chanos (milkfish) is the source of this 2585-nucleotide messenger RNA. It is a transcript of the gene dpagt1, whose product is annotated as dolichyl-phosphate (UDP-N-acetylglucosamine) N-acetylglucosaminephosphotransferase 1 (GlcNAc-1-P transferase). The transcript is spliced from 9 exons. Gene Ontology annotation, cellular component: membrane. Gene Ontology annotation, molecular function: UDP-N-acetylglucosamine-dolichyl-phosphate N-acetylglucosaminephosphotransferase activity. The coding region runs from base 730 to 1950 and encodes 406 amino acids. The record is from RefSeq and is a predicted model, not a curated record. Gene Ontology annotation, biological process: dolichol-linked oligosaccharide biosynthetic process. NCBI's taxonomy places the organism in Eukaryota, Metazoa, Chordata, Actinopteri, Gonorynchiformes, Chanidae.
GUGAGACUUCACACAUUCUUCAGUCAAUGUUGUUUUCGUCAAAUAUUCACUUUAAAACAAUGGCGUGUUACAUGUAGCUCUUUUCGUGUUGACGGAAGUGUACGUGGAACUACGGCUUGUCCUACGGCUCGACUAGGAACAACAUUUCUGUCAAAAUGUACGACCAGUGACUUUUUUGUGAUGAGGUUAGGUGACCGUUUUAGCAAGUUAUAAGUAGUUUUGUAAGAUUAUACAUGAAGGGGAACACUACCUAAAGAGCUAGCUCCGCGUCGCUUCUAAAUGGGAUUAUUUUUGGACAGAGGAUUUGGCGUUUGGAAUAAGCCACCUAUCUGUCAUUCAUUAACUCCGCGUUUGUGGUGUCUCUCUCUCGUUCAUUAACUCAUCGGAACAUUCAGUUAUCACCAGCUGAACCUCUGUCUAUUUUUUAUUUAAAAUGUGCGAACAGUUAAUCAUAAUACAUAAUAUAUUGUAGCUGAAAUCCUGCACGGUUUUGGUUCGGAAAUCAAUUAAGACGAUUUAGCCUAGCAGUUGCUGUUACAAUGGCCAGAGGAUGGCAGAAACUCUGAAAUGUGUUAAUCGUAGGACGUCGGACUAUAAUAAACUUCAUUUUUCAGACUUACUGAGAUAGCUAGCGUUGUCAGUAAAGUUUAAAUUCACUCGUCGAUAGCUCGAGAUUUAGUAUUAGCUUGUGAAUUCGAAUUAACAGCAAAGAAUCAGUGCUGUGGAAAAAUGUCUCCAGUUCCUGUAUUUCCUCUCAUCAUUAACUGUUGGAUGUCAGCACUUGGGUGCGUAGCAACGCUCAAACUCAUACCUGCCUUCAAAGAGCACUUCAUAUCCGCCAGGCUCCAUGGCAUGGACCUAAACAAAACCACCAAGAAGGAGAUCCCGGAGUCUCAGGGCGUCAUUAGCGGGACAGUCUUCCUCAUCAUCCUCUUCUGCUUCAUCCCUGUCCCCUUCCUCAGCUGCUUUAUGGGAGAGCAGUGCCAACGCUUCCCACACAAUGAGUUUGUGCAGCUGAUUGGCGCGUUGUUGGCCAUUUGCUGUAUGAUAUUUCUGGGCUUCGCCGACGACGUGUUGAACCUGCGAUGGCGACACAAGCUCCUCCUUCCCACCAUGGCCUCGCUGCCCCUGCUCAUGGUCUACUUCACCAACUUUGGCAACACCGUCAUCGUCGUUCCGAAACCUUUCCGGACCCUGCUGGGGAUCCACCUGGACCUGGGUAUUCUGUAUUAUGUCUAUAUGGGGAUGCUGGCGGUGUUUUGCACCAAUGCCAUUAACAUACUGGCCGGAAUUAACGGCAUCGAGUCAGGGCAGGCCCUCUUCAUCUCAGGCUCCAUCAUCGUCUUCAACCUGCUAGAGCUUAGCGGGGAUUACAGGGACGACCAUGUUUUCUCCUUGUACUUCAUGGUUCCUUUCUUCUUCACUACGUUGGCCCUCUUCUACCACAACUGGUACCCGUCGUCUGUGUUCGUGGGAGAUACGUUCUGUUAUUUCGCCGGGAUGACGUUCGCGGUGGUGGGGAUUCUGGGACACUUCAGUAAGACCAUGCUUCUCUUCUUCAUCCCUCAAGUCAUCAACUUCAUCUACUCUCUCCCUCAGCUCUUCCACGUCAUCCCCUGCCCCAGACACCGCCUGCCCAGAUUACAGGCAGAGACAGGAAAGCUUUGGAUGAGCUAUUCAAAGUUCAAAAGGAAGGACCUCUCUAAAUUAGGAGAACUCAUACUGAAGGUGGCAGAGACGUUAUGGCUGUUAGACGUGCGUCGCGGCCAGGACGGAGAUGAUGAGUUUGUGGAAUGUAACAAUAUGACACUCAUCAACCUGGUGUUGAAAAUCCUGGGUCCCACACAUGAGAGAAACCUCACUGUCAUCAUGCUGCUUAUACAGGUCCUGGGUAGCGCCGUUGCUUUUGGAAUCCGUUACCAUCUCGUGAGACUCUUCUAUGACGUGUAAACACCAGGGGCACACUGGAGAGGAGAGGAUGGACCACAGGGUCCGUGUCUUACGUUCAAACAAAAAAACAAACAAACAAAUAAAUAAACUAACAAAAAAUGCCUCAAACAAACAAAAAAGGCACUGACUGUAGCCGAAUGUUACCUUUGCCUCUCCCUUACAGCAUACAUAAAGGAUCUGUUUACAACAUUCACAGUUUAGCCCAUGAUUGGUCAAGGCCCAACUGAAUGGACACUGACUGUGUAAUCAUGUUCAAGGAGAGUAAAGCUCUGGUUUUGAGGACUUGAACGUACUGGAUUUUAGUAAGCACCAGAACAAAUGUGAUGGGGGGGGGGGGGGGGGGAAAUCUAAUCUUAUAGUCAGGGUUGCUGUGUAGUAUGGCAAAAUGUAGCUGGUAUUUUGAGAGGUCUCUCGUUUUCGUCUGUGGGUUUUUAGGAGAACGUAUCUGCCUGAUUUUGGCAUAAUUCUGGCAGAGGGAACACAGAGAAUAAAGUUUUAUUUGAAAAUAUCAGGUUAGGCGGUUACUUAUUUCGGUUUAUCAGAUUUGGGGGUGGGAGGGGUAUCUGUAUUUGAUGAGCUCUCUCUUUAAAGGAUAAAAUUUAUAUCUUCCUGGACCACACAGAGGUUUCAUUUAC